CUUCUCAUUUUGCUUCACUUUUAGAAAGUCUUUCAUUUGGUUUUCAAAUUUUAUAUUUUAUAUGUUUUAGGCACAAGUUUUGCUUAAAAUCCUCUUCUUCUUGUAAUCCUUGCACUCCCGACCAUGGCCAUAGUACCGGUUUCCAAUAUUCAUACGAUACGACCAAAUCCUCUUCAGGGUCUUGAGUUUCUAUACGUACCAUUGCAAUACAGUGUGCAUGUGACCACCACUCUGAUUUCGGCCAUUGGUUCCUUCUUGUACCGCCUAUGGACGCCUCCCUUGAGAAGAAGUUGGUAAACCCUAUGUUCCGAUUCUUUUUUGAUAGAUGUGGAAUUGCAAUGCCUGAGACGAAGAAGAUGGCUUGGCAAGGAGAGGUUAAAGAAGCCAGACUUGGUCACCAAAGGAAUUCGAUGCCGGGGACGGACACGACUCCGAGCGAGGCAGAUGAAGAAGAUGUUAACCCGAGCGGAUGCACAAGUAAGGUACGAAGAGGGACAAGGGUCCAUGACCAGGACCAGUCUGGACUUGAGGCGCUGCCAUGGAUCGGGAGGAGGAGGAGCCGGGCAUGGGAAUACGAGAAGGGACAGCAUCAACAGCAACAGCAGCAUAAACAAAACGACCAGCAGAUCUGGUGGAACGGAAGAACUGUGCACUUGGCAAAA
Molecule: messenger RNA, 662 nt
Organism: Drosophila suzukii
Lineage: Eukaryota; Metazoa; Arthropoda; Insecta; Diptera; Drosophilidae
Source: RefSeq, a predicted model, not a curated record